AUGACGUCGGCCACCAAGGUGUACUACAGCCAGACCACGCAGACCGACAGCCGCCCGCUCAUCGGCUCAGGGCUGCGCCGGCGGCGGGUGAUGACCAAGGAUGGCCGCAGCAACGUGCGGAUGGAGCACAUCGCCGACAAGCGCUUCCUGUACCUCAAGGACCUGUGGACCACCUUCAUCGACAUGCAGUGGCGGUACAAGCUGGUCCUCUUCUCCGCCACCUUCGCCGGCACCUGGUUCGCCUUCGGCGUCAUCUGGUACCUGGUGGCCGUGGUCCACGGGGACCUGCUGGAGUUCGACCCGCCGGCCAACCACACGCCGUGCGUCAUGCAGGUGCACACCCUCACCGGUGCCUUCCUCUUCUCCCUGGAGUCCCAGACCACCAUUGGCUACGGCUUCCGCUACAUCAGCGAGGAGGGGCCCCUCGCCAUCGUCCUGCUCAUCACCCAGCUGGUCCUCACCACCAUCAUGGAGAUCUUCAUCACCGGCACCUUCCUGGCCAAGAUCGCCCGGCCCAAGAAACGUGCCGAGACCAUCAAGUUCAGCCAAAACGCAGUGGUGGCCCAACACAACGGCAAGACCUGCCUGAUGAUCCGCGUGGCCAACAUGCGCAAGAGCCUCCUCAUCGGCUGCCAGGUGACAGGCAAGCUCCUCCAGACCCACCUCACCAAGGAGGGCGAGAGCGUCCGCCUCAACCAGGUCAACGUGGACUUCCAGGUGGACACCUCCUCCGACAGCCCCUUCCUCAUCCUGCCCCUCACCUUCUACCAUGUGGUGGAUGACGCCAGCCCCUUCCGGGACAUGGCCCUACGGACGGGCGAAGGCGACUUCGAGCUGGUGGUCAUCCUCAGUGGCACCGUGGAGUCCACCAGUGCCACGUGCCAGGUGCGCACCUCCUACCUGCCCGAGGAGAUCCUCUGGGGCUACGAGUUCACCCCGGCCAUCUCCCUCUCGGCCAGCGGCAAGUACGUGGCCGACUUCAGCCUCUUCGACCAGGUGGUGAAGGUGACGACGCCCUGUUGCCUCCAUGAGACCGUCCGGUUUGGGGACCCCGAGAAGGUCAAGCUGGAGGAGUCGCUGCGGGAGGCGGCGGAGCGGGAGCGGGAGGGAGCACCCCUGAGCGUCCGCAUCAGCAACGUCUGA
Nipponia nippon (crested ibis) is the source of this 1143-nucleotide messenger RNA. Lineage: Eukaryota; Metazoa; Chordata; Aves; Pelecaniformes; Threskiornithidae. The record is from RefSeq and is a predicted model, not a curated record.